Messenger RNA from Huiozyma naganishii CBS 8797, 2070 nucleotides. It is a transcript of the gene SGV1, whose product is annotated as cyclin-dependent serine/threonine protein kinase SGV1. Gene Ontology annotation, cellular component: nucleus. Gene Ontology annotation, molecular function: ATP binding; cyclin-dependent protein serine/threonine kinase activity. The record is from RefSeq and is a predicted model, not a curated record. The transcript has a single exon. Gene Ontology annotation, biological process: protein phosphorylation. Bases 1 to 2070 code for a protein of 689 amino acids. NCBI's taxonomy places the organism in Eukaryota, Fungi, Ascomycota, Saccharomycetes, Saccharomycetales, Saccharomycetaceae.
AUGUCGUUCAAUAACUCUGGUGUAGCACCUCAAAUGAAAGGUUCUGAUGCGAAUGGGAUUCGAAAGUACAAAAUAGGCAAGGUUAAGCAGACUCCUACAGUCAGAACGGACCCUAAUACAGGAUUGAGUUUUAUCCAGUUGAAACCCCGUAGCGAAGAGAAGGUAUACGGAUGCACAAAGUUUCUGAACCAUUACAAAGAGGAGCAGAAGCUGGGUCAGGGGACUUUUGGUGAGGUUUAUAAAGGUGUUCAUUUAGAAACACAAAGACAGGUGGCAAUGAAGCGGAUAAUUGUCUCCGGCGAAAAGGAUUUAUUCCCGAUUACGGCACAAAGAGAAAUCACAAUUUUGAAGAAACUGAACCACAAGAACGUCUUAAAGCUCAUUGAGAUGGUGUAUGAUGGACCACCUCCUGUUAAUAAUACAGGAAAAGACGUAUUGGAUACAUCCAAGGCACCCAUCAAGCAUUUCUAUAUGAUUUUACCAUAUAUGGUUGCUGAUUUGUCCGGCGUUCUGCAUAAUCCGAGAAUACAUUUACAAAUGGCCGACAUAAAAAAUAUCUUAUUGCAGAUGUUAGAAGGUUUGAAUUACAUUCAUUGUUUGAAGUACAUGCAUAGGGAUAUUAAGACGGCAAAUAUUUUGAUAGAUCACAAUGGUAUUGUUAAGAUUGCAGAUUUUGGUUUGGCACGAUUGUAUUAUGGCCCACCACCCAACUUGCGAUACCCAGGAGGAGCAGGCUCAGGCGCCAAAUAUACAUCUGUAGUUGUGACGAGAUGGUAUAGGGCACCUGAAUUGGUUCUUGGAGAUAAAAUGUAUACUACCGCGGUAGAUAUUUGGGGCGUGGGCUGUGUGUUUGGCGAAUUCUUUGAGAAGAAACCAAUUUUGCAAGGGGCAUCUGACAUUGACCAAGGGCACGCCAUUUUCAAACUUUUGGGUACUCCUACAAAUGAAAAUUGGGAGCUGGCAAAAUAUUUACCCGGGAAAGAACUGACGACCACUUCUUAUAACAGUUCCCUGAAAGAAAGGUUCGGUGCACAUUUAAAUGAUACUGGGUUGAAUCUGAUGUCAAAACUUUUGGAGCUGGAUCCGCUGAAGAGAUAUACGGCUAUGAGUGCAAAGUUGGAUCCUUUUUUUACUGAAGAGCCAUUACCCUCAAAGACUCUACGUUUACCUUGCGAAGAGAGUCACGAAGCUGAUAUCAAAAGGUACAAAGAAGAGUUGCACCAAGCUAUGUCCCAGAAGGCACCUACUGCCCCACAAGGUCACAGAAAUGAAGCAUAUUCAAACCCGCAUUCCGCCCGUAGCAAAGAUCCACUGACCCGUACGACCCCAAAACAGCCAAACAGACGACCUCCAAGUGGUCCUCAACUAAAAAAUUUGCCUGCGGGCCCUGCCGCAUCUACCGCACUACCCCCUCUAAGAAAAUUAGUUGAUCCGAAGGAAAGUGCCGUACCUCCCUCACGUUACAGUGGUGCUAAGAAACCAACUACAGAACCAAGGUACAACGAUAACAAACACUUUACGAAAACAUCCGCGCAUAAUACCAAAUAUAUGCACCACAAUGGACAUGGGUUUGGCAGGUACAACGAAAUGAGUGGAACCGAUGUGAAUGUGCAGGGACAAUCAUACAGUGAUGGAAGAGUGUUCAACAGGUACACAGGUGAUGUUGGUGUUGGGGGGACUGUACCCGCACCGGGAUCGAGAUACAACGGGGCGGUGCAAGCAAGAGUCUCGAACUUUCGUCACGCUGGUAUAACUUCAACCGGUCCUUCAGAUCAUGCAAAUGCGUCUCAUUCAAACUCUUCUAGGUACCAAAGUUCUUCUGGACCAAAUCAGCCAGGUAAAAAACUAGAAAUAUCAUCUGGCGGUCCUUAUUCAUUUGGAUCCCAAAAUCAUAAAAGGCACACCAUACAACCGCAGAAUCAAUACUUAGAAAGAAAUGAGGAGGUAUAUAGCUUUGGUUCCAAUGCAACUGAUCCACAAUCCAAUUCUUUUGGUAGCAACGGAAAGGGUAAACAGAAAGAGGAACGUGGCGAAAACCAAUCUGACCAGAAUAUUGCUGACCUAUACUAA